CUCUGAAGAUGUUCGUACAACCUUGUUAACGGACUUAAAUGGCCUCGAUUUCAUGUCAGCAGGUAAAAUAGUACCUAUCAAGAAACAUUAUCCCAAUGUCAUCUCAAAAUUUUUUGAAAUUUGGUGUGGAGUUUGAGGGGAGUGGUCAGCUCUUCACCUUUGAGUGUCCAGCUGUGUACGAUGAUAUUAUUUACAAGGUUUCGCAGCAGUUUGGUAUACCUCAAUCCGAAACCUCCAACUACUGUUUUCGUAAAACAGAACACUCGGGUACAAUUGAAUAUUAUACGACUGAAGAGAACUGUCGUAUUAGGACUGGAGAUGUUGUUCAACUAGUUGAAAUUCCAAGUAGAGCAGUGGAGAAGUUUAUUUCAAAUUUGAAUCAAGCAUUGGAUUGUUUAGUUGAUAAUAGGAAUACUACUACUAAUACAUUUAUUAAUAGUAAUUGUAACCCAUUACAUCAUUUGUAUGGACCAUUUAAGCAAUUACUGAUGGAAUUAGCCAUUGUUUUGCAAUGUAAACAAUUUAACAGAGAUUUUGUUAAAUGUGAAGGUCAUCGUAAACUCUUCCAACUUGUUGAAUGCAUUGAUAAACUGGAUAAAAAGUUUCAUGAUGAAAUUUGGUCAUAUCUCUUAUCCUGUCUAAUUGAAUUAUCCAAUUAUGCUAUAACUAAUCGAUUUACUGUUAGUAAUAAUGCUCUUAAUAACGAUAAUAAUAAUAAUAACAAUAAUAUAAAGUUAUAUCCUCAUGAAGUUUGUUUUACACAAGAAAAUAAUGAUUCUAAAACGUAUUUAUCUGAAGAAACGUUAAUUCAACAAGAUGAAAAUAUUAACCAAAUCCAGUACUCAUCAACAAUUCUACCAAUGAAGAAUGUUUAUGGAAUAGAAGAGUUUUUCAGUUGGCAAUUAGUAUCAGAUGGAUUUUUAUCUGUGGUUAGUUUGUGAUUUACUUAUUUGAUUGAUUGAUUGAUUUUUAAUUAUUGUUUAUAGUGAUAAUAUUUUUCUUAAUGAUAAGCAUUAUUUUGAAUUGAUUUAAAGAGUAUACUUAUCUUCAUUAAUUCAAUGAAGUUGUACACUCAAUUAAAUAUUUACAUCUUAGGGUUGUCACUAUGUUUAUUAUGACAAUUAGAUAACUGUAAAUUUGAAAUCGGUAUCAUUAAAUUCUGAAAGCAAUCGACUUUGUUUGUGUUCUUUUUAUCUGGAUUCAUCAGUAGUAAUAGUUUCGUUUACGGUAUCAUGCGAUUUUGACCAUUCUGUGAACGGAUGAAUGGUAUAAUAGUAAAUAAUUAGUGUUGGGAAUUGGAAAGCAUCAGUUUUCUGACAUCAUUUCUCACAUCACUCAAUAUAAUCUUAUUCUUCAAUAACCCACAUUCCUUCAAUGUCAUAUUCCAAGUGUAACUUAGUGUAUUUAUUUCAAUUCCGUAGAAAUAACCGAUAAGGCAUACAUUGUCUACCAAUGAUGUAUUCAUUGUAAACACUCUUUCAUGUAAAUAUGAUUCAAUGUUUCUGUAUUGAUGUGUAUGUUAUAUUUAUAUUAUUUAUAUUUAUUUGCUUAUUAUGUGAUAUUCCAAGUAAUUGACAACUCUUAGUGAAUUUUCAGUUGUAUAAUAUGAAAUUAGAACAACACAUAUAAGUGAAUGACAUUGUAUUCGAUUGGAUCAUCAUCAGGCUUUACUCCAAUAUACGGUAAUAUUUAUAUACAUAUACGAAAUUAUUAAACCAAUCAAGGCAGUUUAUGAGUCAAUGAUAACAGUGGAAUAGAUCACAUAAAUAAACAUAAUAAGUAAAAAGUAUAAAUUGAUGAUGAGACGAUAGUGUACUAAUUGUGAUAAGAACAAUCAACGCUUGAAUCAAUGUUUCAUAAUGGGAAUUAAGUCAACGGUGUGAAAAAUAUGGAUGUUGGAAUAACAUUCAUAAAAACUCUAAGAUUAUGUAAUAAGAACUAUUCAGACAAUUGAACAAUGAAGCGUAUAUUUAGGAAAAAGUAGAUGGGAGGGGGUCAAGGAAAAUUAACGAAGAGAGUAUGGAAUAAUAAUAGUAAAUGAAAUCUUUUAUCAAGGCUAAUUCGACCAAGGAAGAAAGAAAGAUGUUACAGAUUUCUUGUAAAUACAAAGACUUGGGUUGUUAGCUCGAAUUCAUAUGGCUUCUGCUGUGUAAGAGAGGAGGUCGAACCCCAUAAGGAAAACUAGUAAAAGUAUGACACAUCACUUUAAAUGAUCUACUUUUAACUACUGCAUGACGGUUACCGAUCAAGUGUCAUAGAAACAGAUCUGCGUAUUGCUUUGACGAUACUUUUUUCUAGCCACGAAUGGAGGUGUUCACUAACUCCUUGGUUCAUUUGUCUGCUAGUGCACCUAAUAUAGCUUUCUCCACAGGAGCAGCUGAAUUUGUAGAUACAUAUAGAUUUGGCAGGACCAGGCAACUUAUCCUUUAGUUAAGCAAUCACCAUAGACCGGGUUGAGAACUAUAGACAUUAGUUAGCUGCAUUAAAUGUUCUCUUCUUUGCUCUAGUCUGUCUAUCCCGUAGCACAUCACCAGCUAUAUCUCGAUUAAAUCGCAUCUCCAGGAAGAAAGGUUUUUUGUUUAUCAAUAUUCAAAACACUACAUUGAAGCUCACGUAAAUGCUUCUUUAUUAGGUUUUACCUUAUAAUUAUUUCAUAAACUGAGUAUAUUCAGAUGGCCAUAACACCAUCUGUUUAACACAAACAUCUUUCAGUCUUAGUGGUUUCCAUGAGAUUCAAUUAAUUUUUAUAGUUUCAUAAUAAAUCUUGUUGAAAUUCUUCAAGAUUGCUGGUAUCAUAAUGAAUAUUUUUUUUUUCAAACAGAUUCGCAAAUGAUAUCAAAUUCGAAUUGUGUUAAGUUAUUUAACUGGAAUAAAAUACCAAAGUUUUUAAUACAAACUCUAACUGCUUGGAUGCUGCCUGAAUCCUUAAUAGAGUGUCUAAUCCCAUUAACUCUUGAAAAUUCGUAUUAACAGGUGUUCUAUAGUUUACUUAAAAUAUUUUUUUAAAUAUUUUCUAAUCAUUAUGUCUUCUCAUUUCAUGAGAUCGUUAACGUAUAACAAAAUCAAAUGGUAUCAUAUGAUUGAAAGGUCCGUUUGAGUCGAUUGAAAAGAAACUUGGGCUUUAGAAAAUAUGUUGUAAUAAUUUCCAGUUAAAAAGUACGUGAUAGAUACUGAAAGAUGAAUAGUAGCUGGCAGUGGAAUUCAGGACGCGCGUUUCAUCCUAUUUAGAACACCUCAGCUGAAUGUACUUGCACCCUAGAGUUGAUGUUCACUCCGGUGUUACAUACUACUUAUAUCUGUUAGCAUAAGUAGCAUGCACCGCAGAACCACUAAGAAUUAAUAAGAUAAACUUGUACAAUUUAGUUCUAUUCAACUUGAACCAUUUACUGAUAAUUCAGUUAGUUCUUUUUGUUCAUAAUAACAGAUCAAUAUUAAUUUCUGGAAAUACAUCCAUGUAUGUACAUAAAUGUGUGUGUGUGUGUGCAAAACUGUACGAAUCACUUACAUUAUAUGUGAUAUGACAGCUGUUCAACUAAUUAUUGACUAUAUUGAAAAAUAGACGAAAAAGACACCUGUUCAUUAUUCGUUUGUCUAUUCAGUAGCUUAAAUGUCCGUCUACUUAUCUGUCUAUCUAUCUACUUAUCUAAAACACUGUCAACUACCAAUUACAACAUUAGAACUGGUGUCAUUCAUUUACCAUCCACAUAGUUUCUCUAAAUCCCCGGUCUUAUUGAAUAUCAUUUACAGAGAUUUUAUAUUCAUUUCUCAUUGAAACAAUAAUAAUAAUAAUAUUAAUAUUAAUAUUAAUAUUAAUAAUAAUAAUAAGGUUGUUCAUUAUAAGCCUUAUAUCAAUCUAAUCUGUAAAAUUUAAUCUCAAUAAAAUAACAACCAUCAUCAAUAAUUAUGUUCCCUCCCCCCCCGAAAAAAAUUGAUUAUGAAUAUCUUUUUGUUUUAAUUUAUUUUUUGUUUCUUGUGUAUUCAGUUUUAUUUAAUAAAUUUCCAUUUUUAGAUAAUUGAACAUUGUAGGAAAGAAACUAAUUUAGAGUGUCUGCUAAAUGAAAUGAAGUUAUUAUUAAAAAUAAUUACAGACUAUCCUGUACAUAUUCAAUAUGUUACUAAACAAACGGAACAAGGAUUUGUAUUGGAUUUAUUAAAAAUAAUUCAAUCAAACAUUGUUGGUUAUAAAUCUACUGUGAAUUAUAAUUCAAUCCGUUUGCAAACAUUACGAUGUGAAAUUCAAAAUCUUAUUAUGCAAUUUUUAUAUGUUAUAUUUUAUUAUGGGAAACAACAAGGUCAUUUGAUAUGCUUAAUACAUCAGUUUUUUGAAAAUAUACAAUUUACUGAAUGGAUUCCAGAAUUACGCGAUCGUUCACUUUGGGAAUUAAUAAUCAAUUCAUAUUAUCGAAAGAAAUAUCAUUUUGAUUAUUCAAUGAUGGAAACAUUUAGCUCAUGUUUACCAUCAUCUGAUGAUAAUUCUGAAAAUACUGUGGUGUUAAAUUUUUUAAAAGAUUUUUCAAAUUUUCUUGAAAAUGAUGCAUUAUGUAAAACAGAAUGCUUCCAGAGUAAUAAUGACAAUAAUAAUAUGAAUAUUUACAGUCCCAGUAUUGAUAAUGUUGAACAAGAACCACAUCAACGUAUAUUAUCACACCGAUUGAGUAAUAAUAGCAGUACUACUAAUACUACUAAUAAUGGUUAUAACAUUAAACAAUCCAGUAUCCAAUUACUAAUUUCAGUAUGUCGAGUACAACAACUAAUUAAUAGUUUAUUAUUAACCAGAAUGAAAACGCCAUUGGCUCGUACAUCCGAAGAAACCGUUGAAAAAAUGAAACAACUAUGUUCAGCAGUGUAUUUUGAUAAGUAUACAAUUAAUCCAACUGAACAAUGUAUUGAAGAAGCGUGUAUUAAACUAGGUUUCAAGAUACCAACUGAUCCAUAUGCUGAUUUUGAAAAACCACCAGGUACACUUGGAUUUCAAUGUAUUUAUAAUUAUACAAUGAAAAAUAGAAAUAAAGUUAUUGAUAUGCUUAAUUAUGCUUACCCAUGUCAAAAAAAUUCCUAUCUAACCAAUAACACCACUAAUAAUCAUUGUAAAUUGUAUCAUUUAUCAGAACUCAAUAUAUUAUCUUCUUUGAAUGUGAAUAACAAUAAUGAUAAUAAUAAUGUGAAUGAAAUUAGUAGUAAGUCGUCACAACAACGUGUUCAACGUCAUUUUUCCACUGUUGAUUCAAAUUCUAUUCAAAAUAUAUUACAUACUACUCAUUUACAUGAUGAUAGUAUACAAAAUCAACGUAAUAAUUUUAUCGGACGACGAUUUACACUGGAUUCAUUAAUAACAACAUCUAAUUUAUCACAAUCAUUUAAACCAAUGAAAGAGUAUUAUAGUCAUAAUAGUUUUUCAUGUAAUUAUUCCAUUUCAUCAUCUUCUUCGACAAUUUCAUCAUUGAUUGAUAAGAAGCCAUUAUUUCCAAUUAUUGAAGCUGCUAAUGCUGUGACAAGUAUGCUGUGUGAACUGCUUACAACUAAUGAUACAAGUCAUGAACCAAAUAUUAUCAUAGAACAAGAUGAUAAGGAUUUUUAUCUUUCAUCGCCGUUAUAUCCAAUUUUACUUAUUAAAUCAAAUAAUAAUACUAAUCAUUAUCAAAGUAAUUUAUCAUCAUUUGAAGAUAUAUUCGAUUGUGUUUUUUCAAAAUUUUUCUCUUCCUGGACUCAAAUGAAAGCUGUUCCAGAAGAUUUGAUUGCAGUAGGUCUUCACUUAUUUACUGUUGGUUUUUCACCGUUUCUAUGUGUAUUUUUAAGUUUUAUUGAUCUAAAACAGCUCAAAGGAUAUUCAGUAUUUCUGUCAGUUUACGAUAUACAGAGAUCCUUUUGUAUACAGAAGUAAUUUCUGAAUUUUGUUUUGAUUAAUUCUGUCUGGUUUGAAUUUUGUGAAGACAUGCACCUGAUUGGAAUGAAACGGCUAUCCAGUGCUUCCAGGUUUUCAAUGAUAUAUAUUUAUAUAUAAAAGGUAGUUUUCUACUUGAUGAAUGUAAGAAAGAUAAAUAAAAGAAUGAGUAUGUUCCAAAAAAUAACUUACAAAAUAAGUUGAGAUGAUGAUGUUAGUGCCAUAAUGAAUUAGGGACUUAGAUGUACUUUUGUGAUCAGCUGAUCUGACUCAGAUUUGGAUGAACGUAUGAAUAUGCCAUGAACAUAAAUCUUCCAUUUAUCUCCGUAUUCUGUAGUGUCGGUUGCUAUUCAAGUCCGCAUAGCUUAUUCUAGCUUCUAGACAGGCCAAUUUAUUCAUUCUUCUUGAGUCAUAUUUUGACCUUGUUAAUUAUUCGCUUGUCAACUUGACUGUUUUUAUAUAAGCAUAUGUGCAUUUCUUAUCUUACUCAUCACAUGUCCGUAACUUAUUUUUGUCUCACUAAAAUCUGAGAACCAUAUAGUAAAUAGUUGCUUUGUAAAAUAUCAAUCCAUCGUCUCAAACUUGACUGUUUCCUUUUGUAAAUAUCAGUCCAUUGCCUCAGAUUUCAUUGUUCAUGCAUUUUCAUACCAAUUGCGUUUUGUUCCCGUUCUUUCCUUAUCGACCUUCUACUGAAAUACAUUCUAUGCCUGACCACCGUUCUAUACUGCUUAUGUGGAUAUAAGUAACCCACACCACAAUAGUACCAGACACUAUAGUACCACUUUUGAACUUAAAAAGUAGACUUUGUUAACACAUGUUCAUCUAUUCUUUUUCCCUUUUUUGUUUGCCAAAUUUUCAUAGCUAUCUUUUCUAUAUGUUUUUUUUCAUUCUUAUAACUGUUUGACUAUUACUUGAAUUGAAAUUCUUCUGGUUCACUUUUGGUAUUUUUGUUACUGACCCACCAUUUUCCUAUUUUGCUAUAUAGACUACUAUGUGUAAAAGUAACUAAGACUAAAAAUGGUACGACUUUAGUAAAUGACAAUGUCAAAAAAGAAAAUUUCUUCGUUGAACUCUCGUUGAUUUGUCUAGUAACACAAUACUUUUCUUUUGUUCCAAUGUUCUUAUACUAAUGUUAUAUAUACAAAUAUAGAAAAGAUUGUUUAUUGUAAGUAGCAAUGUUAACUGGACACUUUUUCAAGAAAGGAAUGAAAAUGCAUACACUUAAUGGAUUACAACAAAUCAAGACGUUAAGUAUGUAUUAUUAUACGUUCUUAUACCCUGAAUAUGAAAUACAAUUUGAUGAAUAUUAUCGGUGUAAGUGUUCGUGAAGUUUGCCGAAUUUCAUAGUUUACGUCACGAACUAACCUUAUUUAGCCAACGACUGAGAACCGAGAAGCAUAUGCCACGAGACCAAAAGAUCCUAUGCUCGAUUCCCAGUAGAGUUUUAGAUGCUCGUUGCUGUGGUGUCUCAUCCUAGCACGAAACAGCUAUCCGUUGCCCCCUGAUUUUGAAUGAUUGUCAAACUAAAUCAGUCUGUGUAGUAAACUAUUUACCAGUGUUAGUUUUGGAUUAGAUAGCUCUUCGAAAGAGAAUCGGUUUUGAAACAGAAAUACAUACCAAUAAAUAUUUUCAUAGACCUUAUUUGCCAAAUAAGAAAGUCAUUAAAAUACUUUUCUCAAGUUUAUAUUCAGUAUCAUCCUUAAGAUUGUUUUUGGCGUCUCAUAUGAUCAACUCUCAGUAUUUAAUUCCAUCAUAAAAUUGACGAAUGACAUAAACAUCAUUUCAGUUUCCAUUCAUACAUGCAUGGUGUAACAAUUAUGGGAGUAGAUUUUAUUUAGCAUGUCUACCUAUAUUUUCAGUUAGUCUGUUUAUCUAUCUUAAUGGAUAUUUGUUUGCGUGUAUUGUGAUAGACGAUGCUAAUCGAUCUGCGAUCCAAGUUAUAAAAAGAGUUAUUUACACCCACUCAUCAUACUCUUGUUGACGUUGUGUACAGACAUAAUACAUCUAGACAUGUGAAUUUAUCUGAGAGACAAAAACAGUAUUCAAAGUACGAUGGGUAACUAGUUUAAAUAUGUUGACUUUUGAUUUUGCUUGUAAAAUGAUGGUAAACACGUUUAUUCGAGAUUAGAUAAUAAACAAAGUAGGUGAAUAUUUUAUGCGUGGUACGAGAGCAGAUAAAUCGUAUUUUCAAAACCAUUCCUAUUUCACUUGAAGAAUUUGAAAAUUCUCUGAUAAAAUUUAAUCCAUAUGAUGUACCAUCUAUGUGGUCGAAACGGGAGAAUCGUCUACGUGUAGAUAUGUUACAUAAUCACCCGGCAUUAAUGGUGCAAAAAAUAGGCCGAUAAUUUCACAGUUGUGUACUUAACUGAAUGAUUAGUUCCUUGGUGAAUAUCGGGAUGUUUUAUUGUAAAGGUGUUGUAACCUGUGGAUUCAACGAAGUAGGAAUCACGGAACCCAUUCAGUGAUGUCGAUAUUUCAUGAGAUAGCACACACGAGGUUGAAAAUCAGAUGAAGUGAGGAAUGUGAAAUAAUGUGUCCCGGUUUAACUAGGUCAAUAACAUCGUGUUCGACGUUUGUUAUUAUGCCAGUAUCUUUCAUGUCCGACUUCAGUUUGUCGUAUGUUAAUUCAUUUACUAAGAGAUAUAAAUUCAACUGCUAUUAAUCAUGCUCACUUACACAUACUAACAGAACACUUUAGUCGUACUUCCAUAUAUAGAAUACAUAACAUUUAUAUAAGUUAUUUUGUUAUUACUCAAUAAAAAGAGCACAACACAUUGAUCUCAUUUACUUUUCUUUGUUUUAAAAGAACUGAACAUUUGUAAAACUGUUACUUUGUUCGUUGGAUUACCUAUCAAAAACAUAUCUAUUGAUUAAUACAUCACAUUGAGUAUAAACGUUAUACGCUGAGUGUGAAAUACUCUGGAUUAAUUGUUUUCAUAUAGAUUUUUUGCAGAGAAAUUAUUUGACGUUAUUAUUAUAAUCACAAGUGCGGAACUUCCUACCAUUUGCUUCCAACCACUAACUUUCAUCAAAACGUGUAAUCCUUACUACAUCUAGCCAUAAUUAGACGAGCAAUCAUUUCACAACUACAUCGAUAGUGUUCUAUCAAGACUAAGGAACUAGAGCAAGCAUUUUAGUCUUAUAAGUGAUUGAUAAUAGGUUAAAUACUUUAGUGGUAAUAUCUCUGGUUAUACCACACUAGUUUAAACGGGUUCGAGUCUCAUAGGGAGCACAUGUCCACUCUUUUACUGAAAAUAUAUCUCAUUUUGGUGAAUCCCAACUAGCAUUGAGACUAAGGUCCAAAUAUCUCUACCGACUUGCCUCAGUUACAAACUUACAUUAUUAUGACCUACUAAAGUGUAUAAAGAAUGAUGACGGUUUAAAAUACGUACAUGAACAAGUAUCGAAGAAAAAAAAGAUGUUACAAAACGAAUCAUCGUUGUAGAUAUUUAUCGUUUUAAAACUUACCACAUGUCAAAAUCGUGAAAUUCGAAUUAUACCAUUCUAUGUUUACUUUGAAUUCCUCAUUAUUUCAGUUGUCUGAUUUGUUCAUUUGUUUCAUCGAACUUUAGCCAGCAUAAUUACACAUUAACCAUGACAGAAAAAAGCAUUUUCAAUCAGUAAUUAACUAUCUUUAACAUCAUCGUUAUCAUUAUUUGGGGAAAAUCGAUAUUUAUUUCUCAAUUGUGUGGUCUCUUAUUUUAAUUUUCGGUGAAAUUAGUUCCUUGUGGGUCUUGAAUUAGAACUGCAAGAAUAUUUAAAAUGGGUUGGUUGCAGUUAGUUUAGAGGAAAAAUUCCUUAAAUCGGGUUUCGUGCUAGUUAGCACUCAUCAGUAGAGGCGUACCUUCUAUUGUAAGGGAACGGAUACUCCUUGUGAUACUCAUACCCGCAUCACCGGGUUUCUUAAUUUGAUAAGUUGUGGCCAACAUUCUGUAAAAAAUGUUUUCGCCCUUGAACGAUCACUGAGGGCAGCAGAGUCACGGCUGAUCAAAUUCUACCGAUCAUGUUGCAAUAUAGUCGCUAGUCUUAUCAUUAAAUAUGUGGUCGAGUUGUUUAAUUAGACAACUCACAGCUAUUGGAUUACAAGUUUGAUUACCGCUCUAUUAACUUUGAUCCGAUAAUACAAUGAACGCCCCAGAUACAUCUAUACGACUCAUUCAACUAAACGUUUCCGGUGUUUGAAAUUGAACUUGGUUGUCUGAUUCCAAUGAAUCGAUGUUCAGUUCUAAUUAUCUAUUCAUUCGAUUAAUGUCAAAUGUCAGCGUUCUGACGAACUAAAUCGAUCACUUUAUACUUACCUAUGUCAUAGUCUUCAGCAUUGACAAGAUCUUCUUGACCAUAUUCAGUGUAUUCACUAGGCGCCUGAUUGUUUGUUGAUCGCCAUGUGCGGUCAGUAAUAAGAUUUGCUUAGCGAACGUUUUAUAAAUCCACCAUCAAAAACUCUGAUUUCAGUUCAUCAAAUAUUCCCAUUAAAACAUUAAAAAGACAAGCUGAGCUAAGCAAUAUUUCUUUUCAAUGAGUUCUUCAUGGCUAUACUCCAAUAUAUAUAGCUUUUACAAUUAAAUAUGAAAUCAAUGCCAGGUAAAUAGUGUUGGAUCGAUUUAAUGAUAUAAUAGUUUGUUAGUAAAACAAGGUCUGGAAAAUUAAGAUGAAUUUUCGUGAUCGCUUAGUUAUCACAACUAGUUACUGAAGCGUAAGUAUGUAAAUUUGAGAUAUAAGUGUUUUUUUUGUGUUAUGUGUAAGAGUAAUAAUAAACUAUUCGUAAAAUGGGUUCAAUGAUAGUUAGAUAAUCAUAUUGUGCCCUGUGUCCUAUUGAUGUAUAAGGCCAAUUGGAGAACAGUGAACCAUCCACCGGACCAAUGACGCAUAAAACAAGUACGAGCAGUCUAGAGUCCUUAUCGGUCCUGCUUCCCACCUAGCCCUGUCUGUAAAGUCUAGAACACCAAUCCCAGCCUCUGCGAUAUUAAUAGUUUACUUCAAACAUACUGGGUUUAUAUACCAACCAAACAGAUUACAUCGUACCAUAAAAUAGAAAAUAACAUUUGUACAAGAUUUAGCCAAAAAUUGGCUGUGAGUGUGGGGGGCAGUAAUUGAUAGACCAGGUAGAACUCAUGAAUGGUAAAUCGUAUAAUAAAAGUCCAUAAGUCAAAAUGAAGCUUAUGAUAAGAGGAACACGAAUAUGAAUAAUUUAGUUACUUAACAGUUAUACGAUAGAAAUGUAUGUAUAGUAUUAGUCCAGUAAUAUAUCCCAACAGUUACCAUUCAUUAUUCAUAUCGGGAUAUAAUACAUUAAUAAAUAGAUGAGGUAAGAUUAAAAUUAGAAAUUAAAUUUUGAAAAAAUUAAGUUUGUAAAUUUUAAGAAAAGUAAUAGUAACUGAAUAGAAGGCCAAGGUAAACUGAGAGGCUGUAAAAGCAUUUUCUAUAUAGAGAGGUUCAGUUUAUUGAUGUGUAUUUCUAUGGCUUCUGCUAUAUGUAAAGGCUGAAUUCUAAAUACACAGGGUAAGUUCGUUAUGAUUCUAUAGAUAAUUUUAAAAGAUGAGUUUAUGUCGACGUGGUGAGCAGUAUCAACCAGAAGCUCCAAAAUAGAGCUUCUUAUCGUUUAGUUCUGUCCUUUGGUUAAUCAUGAUGGCUGAUGUUCAGAAAUACGAUUGUGUUUGCAUUAUUUUACGCCCAACAUAACUGGUUUCACAAGAGCAGUUAAACUUGUAAAUACUCAAAGGGGGUUGGACUAGGUUAUAUUCUCUUCAUUCCGUGAGCUCAUUAUUGGGAUGACUAAAGAAAGGAAAUCAUGAUCUUGCUGUAUUCAUUGUACGUUCUACGGUUUCCAUUAUGAUUAUAGUGAAUUAGAUUUGUUUUUGUUUAAUGACUUUUAGGUUAGAGGUUAGGCGUUCGCACGCGAUAUCGAAGGUUUUGGGUUUGAAUCCCGCGUGCAAGAUCGUUGCUGCGCACUACUGAGGACGAAACGGCUGUCCAGUGCUUUCAGGUUUUCAAUAGUGGUCUAACAUCGAUCAACUCAUGAUCUCAAUCAAAAACUUAACCGAUUCAAUUGAAUUAUUUUAGUGGUUUGUUUAUUUUUAAAUGAAUAGCUUGUCAUAUUUUAUUUAGAAGAGCAUCUAAAUUAUUUGUUUUUCAUUGAUAAUAUCUUUCUUUUUUUCUGAGACUUUACCAUUUGUACACAUUAAUCUGUUUAUUUUUCAUCUAGAGAAUUACGUAACGAUGUAAGGAAACGUCAUCAAGGACAUGUAUAUGAGAAUCGUUUAAAUAUUUUGUCAAAUUCAGCACCUUUAGAAUAUAUCCCAUCAAAAGGAUCGAAAUUAUGUAGUAAAGAACAAUUCAUAUUGUGGAUAUUUUAGAACUGAUUGGGUAUAAGAUAUUUUCUGUAGUUCCAAUUCAAAGUUCUUAUAUGAUAUAUUUGUCGCGACUUGAGUAUCCAUGUUCAGAUUAAGAAUGAAAUACAGUGCAAUUACCUAGUCCAAAUUGCCAAACCAGAACAAAUGAAGGAAUGGCUGCACACUGAUCUGUUUUAUUCAGUAACUACAACAAAUUUCAAUUACUAGUACAGUGAAGGUUGUUUAGGAGCAAUGUUAUAUAUAACUUUCUGAAUAACACUAAUAAAAAUAAAUCUCAUUCAUGCUUUUGCUGAAUAUUCUCACUGACCUUGAAUUCAAGUUGCGGACCGUAAACACCAGAUAUAACACUGGCUACAAUCAGAGCCAUAAAUAUGGUAUUCAGUUAAAAAUGGAACUUUGGCACGGUUGGAUAAGAUCAAUAGUAUCAGCACUUCAGCUCCCUUGACAAUAUUCAUAAAUAAGAUACAAGAACUUGUUAUAAAUUUAUGGGACAUUUUUCCCCGAUCAUCUCUUUGAAUUAAUAAAUCAUAAUCUAAAGAUAUUUAUUGAAUAUUCAGAUAUAUCUAUUAUGAAGUUUUGGAAUUUAUCGAUUAUACAAGUCUGGAGUCUACGGGCGAUUUACUCGCUUAUACGCAGUGAACUACCAAAGCCUCACUUUGAUUUUCGAUUGAACGUUCAGUAUUAAGUAAUAUUUCGAAUAAAUUGACAAACAGUUCUGUAAUGAAAUGAUUUAUUGGUAUACAUUAACUAAUCAACAUGGAAAUCUUUGAAAAUAUGCAUAUUUCUAUGAUAAAUCACUAGCAUACCUAGCCUUCUGAACGUGUGUUUCUUCAUUAGCUAAGGUUUGUUCAAGAAACGAAAAUCUAACAGGAGUGAAACAGCUGUUUCACCUUAGCUUGUAACUCAGUCGCUCGAACGAUAACUUCACACAAGUUUAAAAUUCAAGCCUCGCGGAGAUCACCAUACUUUUAAAUUACUGUACUGGGAUUCAGUUCUGAAACCAACUGAAGGGGAAUUUGAUAAGAUGUAAUAUUUAAAUAUAAACUUGACUGAUAAGAUUCGAGAAUACAGACGAAUAUGGAACUCGUUACUUCUAAUUAGUAAUCUAAUGUAAAUAUCUCAGUCCUAUGAUAGGUCACUCGCUGCCCAAAUGGCACAGUGGUAAAAUAGAAUGUGGAACUUAGUGACUGAGUUUGUAAUCCUAAAGAGAGCAUCUAUUGUAUCGAGAUUUUAGGUAGACCUUGUUGAUCAAUGUCAACUAACACGAAACCUAGAUUCAGGGUUUCCAGUAGACUACCUUCAACCACUUAACAUCAAGCUUAAAAGUAAUCUGGCCAUGGAAGUGUGCUCAUCUGUGUUAAUAAUAAAGAUAAUCAUCUUUGUUCAUUUGAGUAAAAUUGCUCAUAUGAUAUAUGGUAAAUUAGCAACUCAACCAUCAAAUAUUUUUGCUAUUUCAUUCUAUUUACUGUGCACUUAAUGUGUACUCAUCGUUAAAUCAAUAAAUGUGACCUUGAAAACAAAUAAUACAUAAUUCUAACUGCUCUCUUUAUUUUAACUACACGAAGUUUGACACAUGGAUGUUGAAUAACUGACUUCGAGAUUAAUAAUACGUAUUGAUUUCUAAAAGUAUUUUACCACGGAAGAAAGCAAAAUAAUUUAUCUUAUUUUAAAGAAUUACAUCAGAGUAUUAACGUAAUAGUGGUUUAUUAGUAGUAGGUGAAGCAUUUGGAUUUUAACUAGUAGGUUGCGGUUUCGAACCUCCAUCCUACGUACUUCAUUUUAUCUAGCUGCUUAGUGUUCUAGUUUUCAUAUAAACUAUGUAGUUCAAAGCUAUUUAUGAAAAUUUGUCCUUGAUAAAUGAGCUACAUCAGUGGACUAUAUCUCGAAAUAUUAUAUGCAUUAUAUGUUUGCGUCAAAUACACAGUUUUUAAAAGAUCAUAAUUUGAUUGUGUAAACAUUCACCACCAGAUAGUAUUUAAGUGACUUUUUUGAACAGGAAGAUAAUCGAUAUCUAAAUUUAUUUUGACUAAUUACUAUUGUUAUAUUUAAAAACUUCGACUCAUGUAAGUGUAGACACCAAGCAGCAAUUCAUUUAGGAAUUUCUCAUCACAAACAGAAUUUGGUUACGUAAUCAUUUAAGCUGGUAAACGCCGGGGCCUAAAAGUCCCAGAUUUGAUCCUUAGUGGAGUGGUAGGUACGCACAUCAAAAGAGUUUCAUACUAGCACGAGACAUCCAGUGUUCCUCAGUUCCCAGAAGGUACCAUAUAAUAGAUCAUAUGUCUAUUUGAAUAGCCACCGCUUGAACUUAGAACAGGAAAACAGACAUAAAAAUUACAAUAAGCUUUACUACUAAGGUUAGUCUAUGUACAGAAAGCAAGGGUAUUUAUAACACAAUAUGUGACUUUGGGUUUGUAGAAGCUUCUGAGAAGCGUGCUAAACCUGGUAACAAAUUGUUAUUUAUUCAGUCAGAUAUAGGUAACAAAAUCCAUCGAUUUUAAAAUCUUUAUGGAAGUUUUCACAGAACUGAUCAAUGCAAGUACUUUCCGUCUUUUUCCGGGUAUCUGUAGACAUUUUAAAAGUAUUAUCUAGGUUUUCUAACAGUCCUUAUCAUGUUAUGUUAUAUAGGCUCGGAAGUAACAUUUAUAUCACUUAGCAUAUAAGGUGAUCUAAUCAAACGUGUGGAUCACCUAAUUUUAGGUGUGACAACAUUUCAGUUAACCUAUUAUUCUCCAUUUCCUUGGACAGAAUAACUAUAUAUCACAAUUGUAUGUACUCAUGAGAUAUUCUAAUAGGCUUAAAAGUUAUUAUUAUUAUUACUAUGGAUAUUGGAAAACUCAAAUGUAAGCACAACAAGAUACGAGUACACUGGAAUUCAUACAACUUAUGUAUGAUCUCUAUUGAAAAAGUUAUUGUAUCUACUGAACUGGUAGAAAACAUUCUGAAUUGAAGUUGGAUGGCAGUUGAUGACUAUUGGAAACAUGCGUAAAAUAUGUUAUUGAUGAAUUUCAACUUUGAAUGCCUUUUAGACGGAAAAUCGUUGCGUUUUUUCACAACUGAUGCUGGGGAUUUUAACUUUGACAAAGUUUAUGGUACAAGUGGUUUAUGGAGAUGGUAGUGUUUUAACAGUUGAAAUCACAAACUGGUCCCAGCCAGACCACUAUUUAAAACUCAGAAGCACUGGACGGCCGUUUUUUUAGUACGGUACUCCUCGACAGUGCUCAUCCUUAAUCCGCAAACGGGCAUCGAACACAUGACCGGUCUUGCGCGCGAAUGCUUAACCUCUAGACCACUGAGCACGAAUCCAUUGGUGUCAAUGUCUAUUUGUUCUUCUUAUUAAUAUUAAAUCAUAUGCUUUGUUUUUCUUUAAUGAACACAGACAAUCAAUCAUUCACUGUACUCUUGUCACCUGAUCGUAAGUCGCUUCUUAUAAGAGACACAAACCAGAACAUAAGAGAAAUAUGUAAGUUACUAUCGUCAGUUUAUUUAGACACUGUGUAGUUAAUAUUUUACACUAUUUUCUUCAGUUCUAAUAUGAUUGUAAUUGUAAUGAAAAUCCAAAAUAGGUCGAUCAGCUUAGUCAGAUGAUCUUUAAUUUAAAAUUGAUGAGAAUCUGUGUUCCUAAAUUCUAUACCUAUAUUAGAACAAAUACACCAGUAAAACAGCUAUGUUUGAGAUAUCAUGUUAUCACCUAGGUAUCAGUGGACGGAACAUAAACCAGCAACGCAAUAAAAGGACUAUUCUAAGCUGUUCCUCCGUUCCUCUGCUUAUCUAACUAGAGGAAGAAGACCAGAGUCAGCAGGGAAAAUAUAUAAGCAAAUACUAUGACGAAAAGCUGUUUAGGAGUCAACGAUAAUUUAGAUAUUAAGAAACAAUUCCAUUUUUAACAUUUCUUUUUGUACAUCUUCAAAAGGAAUAGAUUUAUUUGGAUAUUGAGUUGCAUUAUAUCGCUUAUGGUGAAUGCUAUCAUGUUCAGAAUAUGUUGGAUUCUCAAGAAAUAGUUACACUACUUAAAAGCUGGUUAGUAGGGUUGUGAGCAACUAAGCGUGCGGAAUUUUCUGCGUAAAAUGUAUAUUUUUCACUAAACCUCAAUAUCGAACAAUCUCUCUGAUCGAUAUUCUUAGUAUGUGGAACAUAUAAUGUGAACUAAUUCGUGUAUAUAUAUUCCACCAUGUAAUUAUUAAUAAUUUAAUUAGAAGUUCAACAGUAAUCAUACUAUUUAUUUCUUUUUUUAUCCAAAGGGCAACUAAACUGUAUUAGUCGAGUAUCUUUGGGUAUAACUGAGAAAGUGAAAAAAAAUCCGGAACGUACAUUACUCUUUCAAGUGGAAUUAUCCGAUAUUCCAAAUCAAGAUGAUCCCAAUGAAUCGACAAGUAAUAAAUCACGUUGUUUUCGAGUUAUCUUACUAGCCAGAUCAAUAACUGAAUAUAAUUAUUGGUUAGAUGGAUUAUUUUUAUUAAAUAAAUUAAAUAAUCCAAGUGAUUAUUACAAUGAAGAUGUGGAGCGUUUAACUGAACUAGACAUGUGUAUACGUCUUUCAAGUUUAGAUUUAAAUCAGUUGCCAAAAAGAGAAAUCUCCAUGCCUACAGAUCCACCACCACCUUUGGAUUUUAUUUAAUUUUAUUAUCCUCUUUUUUUUCUUCUUUCAAUAUUCUUUGUGUAAUUAUCCACCUUGAUUUUAAAUAAUUUUGGAUUGAUAGAUUAUAUUGUUCACUUAUUUCAUUGUUUGAACAUUCAAUAAAUGAAGGUACAUGUAAAUCGAUUAUUUACCACCCAAUCAUUAAUAACUGUGUACGAAAUUUAUCUCACUUUAUUUUCAGCUUAUUUUAAGUAGAAACAAAUUGAAUUAUCUCAUUAUAAUUUCUAUUAUAAUUUCUUAAUUAUGUAUAGUGGAAGUUUAAUUAUUCAAGUUUUAAUUCAUAUUGUUUGUUUAAGUUUUCUAGAGACCUGAAAAGAAUCUUUCUGUCUAUUCACUUUAUUAUAAUUCUUUCAGGUUAUUACUAACAGUAUUUUAAUCAAUAUUAUUUCCGAUAUUCAUAUACGUUUUGCUUACGAAUCAUCAGUAAUUUUGAAGUAGAUUACUGAAAUCUUGUAAUUUUCAAUAAUAUGAUCAUCAUCAUCAUCAACGUCACCCUGUUUGUACUCUGCAUAAUAUCAUGACUAAUCGCCCUUUUUCUGUUAGAUCUUUAGAUCAUUAUCAUCAAUUGGUAUUUACCUUCUAUCUAUAUAUAACAUCUUGGAUUGAUUCUUAUCAAUAAGUGAUAAUUAAUAAGCAAGAUGCAGAAACAAUCGUUCUGCUAUUAUUUUCCCCUUAUUUUUUCUGUUUGUACACACAAAACGAAAUGUACAGACAGUGAAAUAAACUUAGCCACAAUUGAUUGUUUUACCUCAAAAACAAUAUCUAUUCUUUGUGUGAAAUCAAAUAUUGUUAUUUUUCUCGAUUAAAAUAAGUCGACUGCUUAGAUUAACUCUGUAAUAAAUUAUCUCGAGUGGUG
Molecule: messenger RNA, 17723 nt
Organism: Schistosoma haematobium
Lineage: Eukaryota; Metazoa; Platyhelminthes; Trematoda; Strigeidida; Schistosomatidae
Exons: 17
Coding region: 4061-5881 (606 amino acids)
Source: RefSeq, a predicted model, not a curated record